Diorhabda sublineata is the source of this 897-nucleotide messenger RNA. Its product is annotated as transmembrane reductase CYB561D2-like. The record is from RefSeq and is a predicted model, not a curated record. Bases 69 to 809 code for a protein of 246 amino acids. The transcript has 4 exons. Gene Ontology annotation, molecular function: transmembrane monodehydroascorbate reductase activity. Lineage: Eukaryota; Metazoa; Arthropoda; Insecta; Coleoptera; Chrysomelidae.
UGAGAAUUUCAUGCACUCGUUGAGUAAUUUUUGAUUAGACAAACAAAUGAAUAGUGAUUUCUAAUUUUAUGUAUCGAGUGCUAGUGAAAAUGGAAGGUAUUAAUAUAAAAAGUACUGCAAACAGGUUCAUGAUUAAUUAUACGGUUAGGUUUGUAUCGGCCUCUUUGUUCGUAUAUUCCUGCUGGAUUCCAUUUCAAUAUUUAGGCGGUUGGUUCUCUUAUCAUGUGAUAUUAUGUACUUUUGGGUAUAUACCUUUAAUGGCCGAGGCGAUAAUGUUAUUCGUCGGUGACGAUAUCUGGAGCAAGAAUUUGAGUAGGAGAGCGAAAUAUACGGUCCAUGGUAUUCUAAUUACCGUUGCUACCCUUGUAACAAUUGUUGGUAACGUAUUGGUGUUUGUCUAUAUUGAACCAGGGUAUCACCUUUACACGGCACAUGGAAUUACUGGUUUGGUAUCGAUGAUAAUUCUCAUCAUAUCCAUUAUCCUCGGCCUGGCUGUUCAUUAUCCGGAAUCAACCAAACGAAUAGUCUCUCUUCGGCCGGUGACUUUCAAAUUUCUUCACAACAUUUCUGGAUUGAUGGGAUACGGUAUAGGAAUAAUCAGUUUAUGCUUCGGUUACUUCACUGAUUGGUUUAAAUAUUUCAAUGGAGCUGAAUCGAGAUGGGCAGCUCUGAUAUUCACGAUGGCGGUUUCUCUAUGGCCGCUCAAUGGAGCUUUCGUAUCGUUGUGGAACCAAUGGAAGUCGAUGUUAGAGAGAAGAGCUGAAUCAUCUCCGACACCAUCGGCGAUUUGUUCACCAGAAAUUAUCUGAGAUAUAUAAGACUACUUUUAUAAAAAAUUGAGUUGUUGAGACUUUUAUCUACCUUCCAAGAUGCAAUAACCAAAAAACUUAAAAACAA